Molecule: messenger RNA, 3903 nt
Organism: Gopherus flavomarginatus (Mexican gopher tortoise)
Lineage: Eukaryota; Metazoa; Chordata; Testudines; Testudinidae
Gene: AGAP3
Product: ArfGAP with GTPase domain, ankyrin repeat and PH domain 3
Exons: 19
Coding region: 60-2858 (932 amino acids)
Biological process (GO): proteasome-mediated ubiquitin-dependent protein catabolic process
Cellular component (GO): nucleus
Molecular function (GO): GTPase activator activity; protein binding; GTPase activity
Source: RefSeq, a predicted model, not a curated record
CGCUGCCGCCGCCCCGGGCACCCGCCGCCCCGCGCCGCUGAGCCGCGCCCGCCGCAACCAUGAACUUCCAGGCGGGGCCCGGGCAGAGCCCGCAGCAGCAGAGCCUGGCGGCGCCGGGCGGGCCGGGGCCGGGCUCCUCGGGGCAGCCGCAGGCCGGGCCGCCCCCGCCGCAGUUCGGCCUCUCCAACUCCGCAGCCAUCCGUGCCGAGAUCGGCCGCUUCGAGUCGGUGCAUCCCAACAUCUACGCGAUCUACGACCUGAUCGAGCGGGUGGAGGACCUGGGGCUGCAGAGUCAGAUCCGGGAGCACGUCAUCUCCAUCGAGGACUCAUUUGUGAACAGCCAGGAAUGGACCCUGAGCCGCUCGGUGCCUGAGCUCAAAGUGGGCAUCGUGGGGAACCUGUCGAGCGGCAAGUCGGCCCUGGUGCAUCGCUACCUGACUGGCACAUACGUGCAGGAGGAGUCCCCAGAAGGUGGCCGGUUUAAGAAGGAGAUCGUAGUGGAUGGUCAGAGUUACCUGCUGCUGAUUCGAGAUGAAGGGGGCCCCCCCGAGCUCCAGUUUGCCGCCUGGGUGGACGCUGUGGUGUUUGUCUUCAGCCUGGAGGACGAGAUCAGCUUCCAGACAGUGUAUAACUACUUCCUGCGGCUCUGCAGCUACCGCAGCACGGCCGAGGUGCCCAUGGUCCUGGUGGGGACGCAAGACGCGAUCAGUGCCACAAAUCCCCGUGUCAUCGAUGACUCCCGGGCCCGCAAACUCUCCAACGAUUUGAAGCGCUGCACGUACUAUGAGACCUGUGCCACCUAUGGCCUGAACGUCGAGAGAGUCUUCCAAGAUGUGGCUCAGAAGGUGGUGGCCCUGCGGAAGAAACAGCAGCUCUCCAUAGGGCCCUGCAAGUCCCUGCCCAAUUCACCUAGUCAUUCGUCUGUCUCUGCUGCCUCUAUUCCUUCUGUGCACAUCAACCAGGCCACCAAUGGCAGCGGCGCCUUUAGCGACUACUCCUCCUCUGUGCCCUCCACCCCCAGCAUCAGCCAGCGGGAGCUGCGCAUCGAGACCAUCGCUGCCUCCAAUACCCCCACCCCCAUCCGCAAGCAGUCCAAGCGGCGCUCCAACAUCUUCACGUCUCGAAAGGGCACAGACCCGGAGCGGGAGAAGAAGGUGCCGGAGUGCAAGGCAGACAGUAUCGGCAGUGGGCGAGCCAUUCCCAUUAAGCAGGGCAUUCUCCUGAAGCGCAGCGGCAAGUCCCUCAACAAGGAGUGGAAGAAGAAGUAUGUGACGCUGUGCGAUAAUGGGAUCCUCACCUACCACCCCAGCCUGCACGAUUACAUGCAGAACAUCCAUGGCAAGGAAAUAGAUCUGCUGAGAACGACAGUGAAGGUGCCAGGCAAGCGGCUCCCCAGGGCGACGACGGCGACAGCCCCCAGCGCCAGCCCCAAAACCAACGGGCUUGCCAAGGAGCGGAGCAGCAUGCAGUUCCCAGGAGGCCCAGGUGCCCCUCACUCAACCAGCAGCACCUCCCUGCACUCCGAACGCUCCAUCAACUUGGUGGGCUUCAGCUCGAAGCCGGACGGUGUGCACCAGCGCUCCUACUCUGUCUCCAGUGCAGACCAGUGGAACGAGGCUGUGGUGAUCCCCGGCAGCUGCCCCAACCCCCCUAAUGGCACUGCAGAUGCUCUCAGCUCCAGCCCAAACAUGUCCAACGCUGCGAGCCCGAAGCUGGAGCCGCCUCCAUCUCCUCAUGCAAACAGGAAGAAACACCGCAGGAAAAAGAGCACAGGGACAGCCCGCCCUGACGGCCCCAGCACAGCAGCAGAAGCUGUAGCGAUUGGAACGUUCCAUCCCGAGUGCGAACUCCCUCCAUCCCCUGCCAUUGCUUGUGUCCCUGAUCUCUCCCAUGCUUGGCGCUGGCACGCAGGAGAACAAGACGAGUCGUUCGAGUUCAUCAUCGUGUCGCUGACAGGCCAGACCUGGCUUUUUGAGGCCUCGACGUCCGAGGAGCGGGAGCUGUGGGUCCAGGCCAUCGAGAGCCAGAUCCUGGCCAGCCUCCAGGGCUGCGAGAGCAGCAGGAACAAGGCUCGGCUAGGCAGCCAGAGCGACGCACUGGCCCUGCAGACGGUCCGCACUGCACGUGGGAACAGCUUCUGCGUGGACUGCGACGCGCCCAACCCCGACUGGGCGAGUCUGAACCUGGGCUCGCUGAUGUGCAUUGAGUGCUCUGGGAUCCACCGUAACCUGGGCACCCACCUGUCCCGGGUGCGCUCCCUGGACCUGGACGACUGGCCCGGCGAGCUCAUCCUGGUCAUGACGGCCAUCGGCAAUGCGCUGGCCAACGCUGUCUGGGAAGGGGCGGUGGAGGGCUACCAGAAGCCGGGCCCCGAGAGCAGCAGGGAGGAGAAGGAGCGCUGGAUCCGGGCCAAGUAUGAGCAGAAGCUGUUCCUGGCUGCACUGCCGCACUCGGACGUGCCCCUGGGGCAGCAGCUGCUGCGGGCCGUGGUGGAGGACGACGUGCGCCUGGUGGUGAUGCUGCUGGCCCAUGGCACCAAGGAGGAGGUGAACGAGACAUACGGGGAUGGGGACGGGCGAACGGCGCUGCACCUCUCCAGCGCCAUGGCCAAUGUUGUCUUCACACAGCUACUCAUAUGGUAUGGGGUGGACGUGAAGAGCAGGGACGCCCGUGGCCUAACGCCCCUGGCAUACGCCCGGCAAGCUGGCAGCCAGGAGUGUGUCGACAUCCUCCUGCAGCAUGGAUGCCCGAGCGACAGCUCUGUCAGUACGCUGACCCCCAGCCUGCCCCGCCGCAACGCCAACAACUCCUGCUCGGCGUCCCCGGCUGAGCUGGGCUCCAGCCCCAGCGUCCUCUAGCCAUCCUGCCGGGCCGGCCUCCCGCUCCGAGCUGCGAGACAGUGGGAGGCUCCCGGCUCCGCCAGACACUGCUGUUGGUGCCAAGGAUCUCACAGGAGCAGUGGGGCUGGCAUGGUGCACCCUGUGGCCAACACCCCAGCUGAACUGCUCCACGCACAGAGGUGCCCUUGCAAGAGAAGGGGUUUCCCUGCAUUGCACCCCCAUCCUGUAUGGGGAGGCAGUUCCUAAGCACCCCUCCCCCCCACUCCCCACCUGGUACAGACAGUCCCUGUGUGCUCCCCCUCCCCCCCGGUACAGAGAGACAGUCCUUGUGUGCCACCACCCGGUACAGAGAGACAGUUCCUGGCUCCCCUCUACCUGGUACAGGGACAGUUCCUGUCUGCCCCCAUUCACCCCCGGUACAGAGAGACAGUCCUUGUGUGCCCCCACCCGGUACAGAGAGACAGUUCCUGUCUGCCCCUACUGCCCCCUCGGCUGUUACAGAGACAGUCCCUGUGUGCCCCCGUGCCCACCCCGUCGGUACAUGGAGGCAGUUCCUGUGCAUCCUCCCCUGCCCCCCCAUGGGUGCCAGGCUCGGGGGGCUGCAUGCAUGUUGGCUGGUAUCACUGGAGGACGGAGCCCUGCUCCGUGCUGUGGCCUCGCUGCUUCCUCUGCCUACAACUGCAAAGGGAAUCGCCCUCCUGGGCAUCCGCGGCCCCUCGUUUGCAAGCAGGAGAGGAGAGGGACUGACCCGCUCUGGGACCCUCCUGGCUGUGUCUGUUCCCCUGGAGACUCCCUGGCCUUUCCCAUGGCUCGUGCCCAACUCCUGCUGCCCUGCCAGGGGGCUGGUCUCCGGCUGAGCCUGGGGAGGGGAGAUGGGUUCUCUGGUGGCCUGGCCCGAGCCUGCACCACGUGCUGGGCCCUCAGACUUGGGACACCACUUCUGGGGCGGCUCCGCUAUGCAUGUAUAAAAUGUACAUUGGAAAUAUUUAUAUGGACGCGCUGUAAAUACUGGUUCUUUGCCCUGUGUGUGUGACCUGCAGCCCAGGAGAUAACGGCCAAUAAA